Thlaspi arvense is the source of this 1517-nucleotide messenger RNA. The record is from the annotation of a GenBank genome assembly. NCBI's taxonomy places the organism in Eukaryota, Viridiplantae, Streptophyta, Magnoliopsida, Brassicales, Brassicaceae.
GUUCUGCUUCAAACAUCAAAACAAGUUCAAUUUUAAGGAUCAAGGCAGUAUCUUUAAUUUUGGUGUUUCUAAUCAUGACAAUCUCAGCGACGGGAAAGAAAUGUGUGGUUUUGGGUUUAGCAAUAUGUCUUGUUCUCUCAAGUUUCCAUGAGGUUUCUUGUCAGGUUGAAGGAAGCUUCGAGGGUCAAAGAGUUCAAUCUAAUGUGGAAAGCCUCGAAGCAGAAGAGACAUCAUCUGUCUCUCGGUCGGUUGAAUCCGAGUCUGAAGCUGCUAGUAGUCAAGUGGGUCGACGCUCGAGUAGUUCGGACGUUAGACGACUAGCGCAAGGUUUAUCUGAUGGUGACAUUAAUAGCGAUGCUGAAUUAAUGGAUGCUUCUGAAUUUGGGGCUACGAAUUGGAACCGAGCGAAAGAGAUGGAAGAGCUUCAAGGCCGGGUGAAAGCUACGGCAUCUGGCAAAUCUGUCGUAGAAGAAGAAUACACGAAGGAAAGCAGUAAGGUGGAAACAAGUGAAACCGCAUUCCAAGGGCGUGAAAGUACAGAAGGCGAAACUGAUAGAAACCAAAUAUAUUAUGGAAAUGAGGGUGCAAAUGAAUCUGAAGGAUACAUGAUAAAUGAACCGAUAAAAAUUGGAAGUGAAGCUGGGUCAACGGAGAGUCGUCUAGGGUAUGAGUCGAAGAAAACCAAUGCUCGCUCAGGUUUUGCGGAGUCUCUAAGAAUUGGACAGUCAGGUUCCUGGACCUGUACUAACCAAGACCAAAAUGGUGCUAGGGGAGACGAUUCUAUCAUUAUACCAAAGUAUGAAUUAAAUGACAUCAUGAACGAAGAAUCCAUCAAGGGCUCCUCGUCAAAGACCUCUAGUCUCAUGACAUCGCUGUCCAAGAUUGUUGAGACUCACAAGGAAGGACGAUGGCAAGAUGUUAAAAUAGGAAAGGUUACUACUAAGGAAACAUCAGUGAAGGUAACGAGGCUAAGAGAGACCCUGAAACGUUACGUGGGUAUAAAGGUACGUGAGCUCGUGGCUCGUUCGGAUUACGAAAAUAUACUGACGAUGGCUGCGCACUACGAGGAACUGACCUUGGCUCCAGUAACCUACAUAUCGAAGCUGGCCACGUUCGGGACUGUGAUAAAGCAAGGAUUCAAGGUCUCUCAGCGAGUUAAAACUGUGCACCAGAGUGUCAUGGUGCACGAAAAAGUGGCCAUUGAGAAGCAGAAAAGGGUGGACGCUGAGUUCGAGUUAGUCAAGACUUUGGCUGAUAAAGGAGACAAGUUGUCGGUAAAAAUAUUCGCCAUGAAGAAAAUGGUGUUGAGGCUUGAGGCCGAGAAGAGAGAAGUUGAUAUUGAAUUCAAGAAGAUUGUUGAGAACCUAUCACACGUUCUAGAGGAAUCGUCCAAGGCCUAUGAGAAGCAUCAUGGGGUUGUGCGCGAGUGGAAAGAGGCAAAAGCACAUGUUGAAUAUUCUCAUGAGACCAUCGAAAAGGCUGAAGUCGUUUGGGUUCAGUUUCUCAGCACUCUUUAG